Messenger RNA from Piliocolobus tephrosceles (Ugandan red Colobus), 5407 nucleotides. RefSeq names its product zinc finger protein 160 (gene ZNF160). The transcript is spliced from 8 exons. Gene Ontology annotation, cellular component: nucleus. Gene Ontology annotation, molecular function: DNA-binding transcription factor activity, RNA polymerase II-specific; RNA polymerase II cis-regulatory region sequence-specific DNA binding. NCBI's taxonomy places the organism in Eukaryota, Metazoa, Chordata, Mammalia, Primates, Cercopithecidae. The coding region runs from base 653 to 3268 and encodes 871 amino acids. The record is from RefSeq and is a predicted model, not a curated record. Gene Ontology annotation, biological process: regulation of transcription by RNA polymerase II.
AGUUCCUUCCCUGGGGUCCCUGCCCCGGGGCCCCUUCCCCAGCCCGGCUCUCUCAACGCCCCGCCCUUUUCCGGUUCCGCCCACCUCGGACCCCGCCCCAGGCCACUGGGUCGCUUCCCUCCGCGCAGUUGCCCCCAGACCCGGAAGUGGAUCGUGCGGAGCAAGCAUCACACCAUGGCGUAUGAGUGUUCCUCUGUGUAGAGUCAACCUGCGCCUCGCCGUCCCCAGUUCGCACACCCGAUGCCCCGGGGUUGCUACGGACUUAAAAUCUCCGCACCGCACCCUCCACCUCAGAAACAUUCCUGGAUCCGAACACUGCCCCCUCGAUGACCUAGAGAGAUCCUGGCUCCAGCCCACUGAGUGGCUUCAGCCUCGCUGGUAGGUCUCUCCUCCAGAGCUCUGGAAACAGACUCCGGGAGCAAGACGAAGGGAAACGCAGGUGUUGCUGCCUUUCCCCAAGCCCUCCCCUCUUCAUCCCUCAGGCACCUCCCAACUGCUGGCCCCUCUGCAUGAGGCGCCCACCCAGGCCCCGCCUGCAGGGAACCCAGCUCUUCUUGCAGAUUCCUGCAGCCUCUAGAAGCUGAUACUUGGAGUGAAGGCCUCACACGAAGAAGUCUGGAAGAAGAGGAAGAGGCAAGAAAAGGAGUCAGGAAUGGCCCUUACUCAGAUUCCGUCUCAUCAGGACCCAGUGACAUCAACUUGGGAAGAGGCGGCAGUGGGCAUGGUCCUCGGAAGGGCUCACACCCGGACGUGGAUGGAGACGGGGAGAAAAUGGAAGUGUGGUUUUCUCACAGUGAUACUGCAUCAUGCCAGGGUGGGGCCUCAGGUACGGUUGACAUUUAGGGAUGUGGCCAUCGAAUUCUCUCAGGAGGAGUGGAAAUGCCUGGACCCUGCUCAGAGGACUCUAUACAGGGACGUGAUGUUGGAGAACUACUGGAACCUAGUUUCUCUGGGACUGUGUCAUUUUGAUAUGAAUAUUAUCUCCAUGUUGGAGGAAGGGAAAGAGCCCUGGACUGUGAAGAGCUGUGUGAAAAUAGCAAGAAAACCAAGAAUGCGGGAAUGUGUCAAAGGUGUGAUCACAGAUAUCCCUCCUAAAUGUACAACCAAGGAUUUGCUACCAAAAGAGAAGAGCAGUACAGAAGCCGUAUUCCACACAGUGAUGUUGGAAAGACACGAAAGCCCUGACAUUGAAGACUUUUCCUUCAAGGAACUUGAGAAAAAUAUGCAUGACUUUGAGUGUCAAUGGAGAGAUGACACAGAAAAUUACAAGGGAGUGCUUAUGACCCAGAAAGAACGUAAAAGAGAUCAACGCGACAGAAGAGACAUAGAAAACAAGCUUAUUAACAAUCAGCUUGGAGUAAGCUUUCAUUCGCAUCUGCCUGAACUGCAGCUAUUUCAAGGUGAAGGGAAAAUGUAUGAAUGUAAGCAAGUUGAGAAGUCUACGAACAAUGGUUCCUCAGUGUCACCACUUCAACAAAUUCCUUCUGGUGUCCAAACCCACAGGUCUAAAAAAUAUCAUGAACUUAACCAUUUUUCAUUACUCACACAAAGACGAAAAGCAAACAGUUGUGGAAAACCUUACAAAUGUAAUGAAUGUGGCAAGGCGUUCACUCAGAAUUCAAACCUUACAAGUCAUAGGAGAAUUCAUAGUGGAGAGAAGCCUUACAAAUGCAGUGAGUGUGGCAAAACCUUUACUGUUCGUUCAAAUCUAACUAUUCAUCAGGUCAUCCAUACUGGAGAGAAACCUUACAAAUGUCAUGAGUGUGGCAAAGUCUUCAGGCACAAUUCAUACCUUGCAACUCAUCGGCGAAUUCAUACUGGAGAGAAACCUUACAAGUGUAAUGAGUGUGGAAAAGCCUUUAGAGGACAUUCAAACCUAACUACCCAUCAGUUAAUUCAUACUGGAGAAAAACCAUUCAAAUGUAAUGAAUGUGGCAAGCUCUUCACUCAAAAUUCACACCUUAUAAGUCAUUGGAGAAUUCACACUGGAGAGAAACCUUACAAGUGCAAUGAGUGCGGCAAAGCCUUUAGUGUUCGUUCAAGCCUAGCUAUCCAUCAGACAAUCCACACUGGAGAAAAACCUUACAAAUGUAAUGAAUGUGGCAAAGUCUUUAGGUAUAAUUCGUACCUCGGAAGGCAUCGGAGGGUUCAUACUGGUGAGAAACCUUACAAGUGUAAUGAAUGUGGCAAAGCCUUUAGUAUGCAUUCAAACCUAGCUACCCAUCAGGUCAUCCAUACUGGAACAAAACCUUUCAAAUGCAAUGAAUGCAGCAAGGUUUUCACUCAAAAUUCACAACUUGCAAAUCAUCGAAGAAUUCAUACUGGAGAGAAACCUUACAAGUGUAAUGAGUGUGGGAAAGCCUUCAGUGUUCGUUCAAGUCUGACUACCCAUCAGGCAAUCCACUCUGGAGAGAAACCUUACAAAUGUAUUGAAUGUGGCAAGAGCUUCACUCAAAAAUCACACCUUAGAAGUCAUCGGGGAAUUCAUUCCGGAGAGAAACCUUACAAGUGUAAUGAAUGUGGUAAAGUCUUCGCUCAAACGUCACAACUUGCAAGGCACUGGAGAGUUCAUACUGGAGAAAAACCUUACAAGUGUAACGACUGUGGCAGAGCCUUUAGUGAUCGUUCAAGCCUAACUUUUCAUCAGGCAAUACAUACUGGGGAGAAACCUUACAAAUGUCAUGAAUGCGGCAAGGUUUUUAGGCACAAUUCAUACCUUGCAACUCAUCGGCGAAUUCAUACUGGAGAGAAACCUUACAAGUGUAAUGAGUGUGGCAAAGCCUUUAGUAUGCAUUCAAACCUAACUACCCAUAAGGUCAUCCACACUGGAGAGAAGCCUUACAAAUGUAAUGAAUGUGGCAAGGUCUUCACUCAAAAUUCACAUCUUGCAAAUCAUCAAAGGACUCACACCGGAGAGAAACCUUACCGAUGCAAUGAGUGUGGGAAAGCCUUCAGUGUUCGGUCAAGCCUAACCACCCAUCAGGCAAUCCAUACUGGGAAAAAACCUUACAAAUGUAACGAAUGUGGCAAGGUCUUUACUCAAAAUGCGCACCUGGCAAAUCACCGAAGAAUUCAUACCGGAGAGAAACCUUACAGGUGUACAGAGUGUGGGAAAGCCUUUAGGGUAAGGUCAAGUCUAACUACCCAUAUGGCAAUCCACACUGGAGAAAAACGUUACAAAUGUAAUGAAUGUGGCAAGGUCUUCAGGCAGAGUUCAAAUCUUGCAAGUCAUCACAGAAUGCAUACCGGAGAGAAACCUUACAAAUGAGUGUGGUGAGGUCAUUAGGUACAAUUCACUCUUUUCACAUCAGUUAAUUCAUUCUUGACAGAAUCCUUACAAAUGCAGCGACAGUGGCUAAUCCCUCAUGGGUUGAAGCAUUAAUAGAUACGAGAGGCCGUAAGCAAGAGACAUCAUGUAAACAUGUGGCAGAGGGUUUAUCCAGGCCUCGCAGGUUACUAGGCAUCAAAAUUUAUAUCUUUGAUGAAACCAAACAAAUGUAAUAUGCAUCCUGAGGCCAUUACCCAGUGACUGACGGUAAGUGAGGAUUCCUAUGAGGAAUAACAGUCUCUGGUUUCCCUGUUUGCCUUUGAUAUUAUACACUGUAGAAUACUCACCAGUCCAAAUAUACUAAAAAUUAUAUAUUUUUAACUCAUAUAUGAAAAGACUGCAGGAUAUUUGUAGGCAGUCAGUUACCUUCACCUUAUGAAAUGUUUUAUUGAGUUAUUUAAGGUUUUUUGGAAAGCCUACUAUUGAGUUUCAAUGUGAACUCUGAAAUCUGUUAUUGUGCAUCCUUACACACCUUCCAUGGUGGUUUCUUGGAAAGAUCAUUGGGUUGGAAGGAUCAUCAAUUGGGUGAAGAUCAUUAAUUAGGUGAAGGAUUAUUUCUAUCCAAUUUGUGAAGAAGGAGGACUUUGCUUUUAAAAUCAAGUAUUGUUGGAAUUAGCAUUUGGGAGUGGCGAAAAACAAUGUAAAACCAUGAUGUCACUCACCAUUCUGAUAAUGUUCAGGGUGCCUUUCUCCUACUAGGAGAGUACUGUGGCUUAGAAGAAAGAAGUGGUCUAUCAACUGAACAUGAAAUGGAGCAGGCCAAGACCCUAGGACAUUGGGAUUUUUGUGGGAGGAGAGUAAUAGGUAAUUAGACACUGAUUGUGUGGUAGAAAUACUGCAGGGGAAAAGGUCGCCCCCUUAUCCAUUAAAGAGCAAUACCUGUUGUUUAGCAAAGAGUGAUGAAAAAUUGAUCUUGUUUUUGAAAUUGAAGAGAGAGGCCGGGUGCGGUGGCUCACGCCUGUAAUCCCAGCACUUUGGGAGGCUGAGGCAGGUGGAUCACCUGAGGUCAGGAGUUUGAGACCAGCCUGACCAACAUGGAGAAACCCCAUCUCUACUAAAAAUACAAAAUUAGCUGGGCGUGGUGGCGGGCGCCUGUAAUCCCAGCUACUUGGGAGGCUGAGGCAGGAGAAUCGCUUGAACCCGGGAGGCAGAGGUUGCGGUGAGCCAAGAUCGUGCCAUUGCACUCCAGCCUGGGCAACAAGAACAAAACUCCAUCUAAAAAAGAAAGAAAUUGAAGAAAGAGUAGUUGUCAGAGUGAAGAGUUUAAUCAACAGAAGUAGAGUAACAUAUUCUUUAGUAGAACUCACAUUAUCUGCUUAAAGCACACUUUGCUAAUGUUUUAUUCAGAAUGUAUCAUAGAUAUAAUGUUUUAACUAAUAAAAUAGAAUGGUUUUUCUCUAUGAAUGAAUCACAUUCUUUCUGCCAACAUAGUUUUAUCCUGCCUCAGUAGGAUACUUCAUAACAUAAUAACAAUGCACCACUGGGCUCUUAAAGGAUCAAGAACAAUUUUUUUCAUGGUGAAAUCAAAUAACACAGUUUUGGAAACCUAUAACCACAUUUUGCGCUUGAAUUAUGUGCCCCACACUGUGGCUUAGGAUACUUUUGGGGGUAUAACGAAAAUCUUACUGAAAGUUAAUUUCACAUUCUUACACCCCACAAUCUUCAUUGCCAUUGAUGCAUAUGCACCAUAUUAUGUUUCCACAUCAGUUUCUUGUGUGCUGAGUAAGACCUAUGCUAUGCAUCUUGGUUUCCAUGAAGUGAAAAUACAUAGUAAGAAUAUGGGAAAUAUAAAUUAGGCCGGGCACGGUGGCUCAUGCCUGUAAUCCUAGCACUUUGGGAGGCCAAGGCAAGAAGAUCACCUGAGGUCAGGAGAAACCAGCCCAGCCAGCAUGGUGAAACCCCAUCUCUACUAAAAAUACAAAAUUAGCUGGGCUUAGUGGUGCAUGCCUGUAGUCCCAGCUCUUUGGGAGGCUGAGGCAGGAGAAUUGCUUGAACCCGGGAAGGGGAAGUUGCAGUGAGCUGAGAUCAUGCCAUUACACUCCAGCCUGGGCACCAAGAGCGAAACUCAGUCUCAAAAAA